Messenger RNA from Aspergillus heteromorphus CBS 117.55, 351 nucleotides. RefSeq lists its product as uncharacterized. The transcript is spliced from 3 exons. NCBI's taxonomy places the organism in Eukaryota, Fungi, Ascomycota, Eurotiomycetes, Eurotiales, Aspergillaceae. The record is from RefSeq and is a predicted model, not a curated record. The coding region runs from base 1 to 333 and encodes 110 amino acids.
AUGCACUGUCUCCCCGAUCCCUCGAACUCCCGUCAACAUGGGAUAGACGUGAACGAAAUCCGCAGCUCCAGGACGAGCCACGGAGAGGCGUUCUGGGUGAGUUCCCUUACUCACUUGAGCGGCAAGCAAGUAGGCAGGCUUCCGUAUGAGCGUAUGGAUCCGCAGGUCCUGGAUAGUCCUCCAACGACGAUCCACAACAUCCCGCAGCCAGACUUCGAGGAGCUUCUCCCUUACGACGAGGUCCAGUCGAAACAGUUCUCGACGUUUGACCUGUGCGCAUUCGAUGGGCUCAGCCUACUCGUGGACGUAGAAUCCGCCACCCACUGGGAAUAGACCAUCGAAGAAGUCAAA